CAUGCGGUCUGCUGCUGCUCAGAAGUCUGUACCACACUUCUCCUACUCCUGUGAUACUUCCUCCUCGCAGAAACACUCUGAGCAAGGAGAAGGCCAUGCCCUACCUGUCUGCUCACCUCCUGGUGGUGGCACUUCAGCUGUGUGUUCUAAACCAUGUCCAUGGGGGGGCAUACUAUGGGCACAAACAGCAUCCUCAACAACACCAACCCUUGCCACAGUUACCUCAUCUGCCACUUGGUAACGAUGGCCUGCCACAACAACCAUAUUUGGGAAAGGAGAUGCCACAUGCACCAUAUGGAAAAGAGAUGCCAAUAAUGCCCCAGUAUAGGAAGGAGCUUCCCCAACUGCCAUACAUGGGCAAAGAAAGGCAGCCAACUGAGGGCAAAGGUGAGACUUAUCCCAGAGGUAAUAAGGGUCCUCCUCCAGGAGAAGGUCCUCCACCUGAGGGACCCCCAGGAGUUCAGGGUCCUCCCGGACCUCAGGGCCCACCUGGGUUGCCUGGCCACGGAAUGCCCGGACCUCAGGGAAAGCCAGGCCCUCCUGGUCCUCAAGGCUAUCCUGGUAUAGGAAAACCUGGAUUUCCUGGGAUACCUGGCAAAUCUGGAGGACCGGGUUUACCUGGCCCAAAGGGUGAGCUGGGACCUGGCGGGGGUGAUGGACAAAUUGGGUUGCCUGGUCCAUCUGGUCUCCCCGGGCCCCCAGGCCUGCCAGGUAUUGCGAAGCCAGGGGGCCAGGGACUUCCAGGGCAACCUGGGCCCCGAGGGGAACCUGGACAUAAAGGUCUUCCUGGAAUCCCCGGCCUGCCUGGGCCAAAAGGAGACAAAGGGAUUGGUUUACCUGGAUUGCCAGGCUUGAAAGGGCCCGGUGGACCCCCAGGACCUUCAGGUCAAGGGGGCCUUCCAGGGGUUGGAAAACCAGGUUUGAAUGGACUACCAGGAGCACCAGGUGGACCAGGUAAACCUGGCCCUCCAGGAGAACCAGGAUUGGCAGGGCCACCAGGUGAAGGAGGAGAAACAGGACCAUCUGGUCUUCCAGGUGUUGGCAAGCCUGGACCAGAUGGUCUACCUGGUCAACAAGGAUUUCCAGGAGGAAAAGGGGAGAAAGGCCCACCAGGUUUUCCAGGGGGGCCAGGUUUACCUGGCUAUGGAAAACCAGGAUAUCCCGGGCCAAAAGGUGAGAAAGGACACGGUGGUUUUCCUGGUCUUCCGGGUCCAAAAGGUGACAAAGGUCAUGUAGGUCUUCCAGGAAUUAUUGGUCCUCCAGGGCCCAACGGGCCCCCAGGCUUACCAGGUCCUAUAGGACCACCUGGGGGACUUGGUUUUCCCGGGCCUAAAGGAGAAGGUGGAGCUGGGGGGCCAAAAGGGCCACCAGGUCCUAUUGGUGAGUCAGGGCCUCAAGGACUUCCAGGACAACCAGGUUUACCAGGGGAGGGUGGGCAACCUGGACCAAGAGGGCUACCAGGGCCACUUGGCCCAAAAGGGGAUAAUGGACACAAAGGUUUGCCAGGUCUGCCGGGUGCUCCAGGGUUACCUGGACCGAGAGGUGAAGGUGGACAACCUGGUGAAAAAGGUUACCAGGGACCCAAGGGAAUUCCAGGACUCACAGGUCCAGGGGGACCAAUUGGACCUCCUGGUCUUCCUGGGCCAAAAGGUGAACUUGGUCCACCAGGCAAACCAGGCUACCCAGGUGAGGGGAAACCUGGAGUUCCAGGCCCUUUAGGUCCUCCAGGUAAACCUGGCAUUAGUGGUCCUUCUGGCCAGCCUGGACAACGAGGACAGCCAGGUCCUCCAGGCCCUCCUGGCCCCCCUGCUCAUCCACCUAGUCUUGGACAAAUUCUCCCUGAAGUGGGUCCAGGUCUAAACGGUCAGAAACCAGGUGGUUAUAAGAAACCAAAGCCUGAAUUUGGUGGAAGAAAUGGCCUGGAGAUGCCUGCCUUUACGGCUAAGCUCAUGAAGCCAUUCCCUCCUGUUGGCUCACCUGUUGUCUUUGAUCAACUUCUCUACAAUGGGAACCAGAACUACAACCCCCAGAAUGGGGUCUUCACCUGUAGCAUACCAGGAAUCUACUACUUUGCUUACCAUGUGCACUGCAAAGGAGCCAAUAUCUGGGUAGCUCUGAUGAGGAACAAUGAGCCAGUGAUGUACACAUAUGAUGAGUACAAAAAGGGCUUCCUCGAUCAGGCAUCUGGGAGUGCUGUACUCCCCUUACAGCAAGGAGACACUGUGCAUGUACAGCUUCCUUCUGACCAGGCCGCAGGACUUUAUGCCGGUCAAUAUGUCCACUCAUCUUUCUCUGGAUAUUUAUUAUACCCAAUGUAAACCCCACGACAGACAUAAAAAAACACCCUCUAGCUUACUUUUGACCAAUUUCAAACUGUUGACCCAAAGAGGUAAAACUACUAACUGCUAGGCCUGGAUGAGUUAAAUAAUGGAAUGGAACAGUUCAGUAUGCUUAUGUUUAUGUAACUGCAUAAGGAAGAAUGCAUGUGGGGGAUCUUUCUGCUGCUCUCACUAAACUCAAAAGCAGUUGGUUCAGUCAGUGCCCAUAGAGAAGAUGCACUUUUGGGACAUUGUGUAUUAAUACAUUAUAUAAUAAUAAACAUUUUGGUUGGUUUUAGUCUAAAGUAAACCGUUACAUAUUCUCUGUCCAUCAGCAGUUCUGUGCAUAUCAACAGCAUACAUGUUAUUUCAAUUCAAACCAUUAACUUAAAACAGAAACAUGUCUCUCUGUUAAACCACGUGCUAUGCUUUUUUCUUUGGCACAUAACUAAAAAAGCAUACCUGUGGCAUAAUCCAGUGUGAAUUUAGUCUAAAUGCAUCUAAUGCUACACAUCAUAUAAAAACGUGUUUUGUUUCUAUUUUUGGACGGGAAGGUUAGGACAAAGUAACAUCCACAUUUUUCACUUGUUCUCAAUUAUAUUGGGUUAUCUAUUAUUGUUAUUUAUUUCAAGUAUAUUUGACCUUCUAACUUGUACAACGUUAUAAACCACAAACUAGAAUUAGAUAAAUGUUAACAUGAAGUUGAAUUUGGUCUACAAGCCAGUACAAGGCCCAUUUCAGAUAUGUUAAUCAUCACCGAUUUGCAAGCAACUCCUACAUUACAGUAAUUGAAAAUGAAAAUAUUAUUUAGUGUCAAGAUUUGACAUAGGCCUACUCUCUGUUAAUUUUAUCUGUCCACAAUUAUGUAUGUAUUAUAAAUAAGUAUGACACAUAUAUUGCCUUCUUUUCAAGCCAUGUACAUCCAGUAAAAUAAUGCACAUUUAGGUCCAUAUAUGCAGUAACAUAUCACACUUAAUGAAGGUAUAUAUCAGUAUCUUUUUCCUGUAAAUUAUUUGUUUGACUACUGAUUGUCUGUAAUUGUGUGUAAAUGAGUCUGCCUUAAAGAAAUAAUUAAAAUGUGUUGGAAGAUUUUCUGAAUGGUGGCAAUGGCAAUGGUGCUACAAUGUAUAUGCAAAUGGUAAACAUAGUUUAACAUUUUUGUAUUUCUGUUCUUGUUUUUUUAAAUAAAGAUGAAGUGAUUCAAACGUGA
Osmerus eperlanus (European smelt) is the source of this 3528-nucleotide messenger RNA. RefSeq names its product collagen alpha-1(VIII) chain-like. The record is from RefSeq and is a predicted model, not a curated record. The transcript is spliced from 3 exons. The coding region runs from base 96 to 2318 and encodes 740 amino acids. Gene Ontology annotation, molecular function: protein binding; extracellular matrix structural constituent conferring tensile strength. Gene Ontology annotation, biological process: extracellular matrix organization. NCBI's taxonomy places the organism in Eukaryota, Metazoa, Chordata, Actinopteri, Osmeriformes, Osmeridae.